Aedes aegypti (yellow fever mosquito) is the source of this 7507-nucleotide messenger RNA. Its product is annotated as 1-phosphatidylinositol 4,5-bisphosphate phosphodiesterase epsilon-1. The coding region runs from base 1015 to 7374 and encodes 2119 amino acids. The record is from RefSeq and is a predicted model, not a curated record. Lineage: Eukaryota; Metazoa; Arthropoda; Insecta; Diptera; Culicidae. The transcript has 16 exons. Gene Ontology annotation, molecular function: guanyl-nucleotide exchange factor activity; phosphatidylinositol-4,5-bisphosphate phospholipase C activity. Gene Ontology annotation, biological process: lipid metabolic process; small GTPase-mediated signal transduction; phosphatidylinositol-mediated signaling.
GCUCAUUUCGCACGUGUCAGCUCACCCAACCAGACGCAAGUUGUGUUCUAAAAUGUGAAGAUUCAUUGUGAUAAUGACCCGUAGUUUUGUGUAGAGGACAACCAACUGCACGUUUUGGUGUGAAAAAUACUUCUGAAAUGUUAGUCAACUUUGGGUAGAUGUGCAAAUAGCUUUAGGAUUAAAUAUUUAUCAACAAAUAUAACGGAACACCCACUCCCAGUGAUUGCAAGUGAAUUUCCUCAAUUACAUUUUCCAGAGCGAACGAGUAUUGGUGAGCAGUUCACGAAUCCAGAGACCCGAACAUUGAACGAAGGCCAUCGAAAAUUGAAGUUUCUAGUGAGAUUAAGAACGCGAGCGAGAGUGAGAGUGCGGAAACAGUUUUCAAUUUCCGAGCAAAACCAAGAGGAUAAACUAUAAUGUGAACAUGUGAAAUCAGCGAAAAGAGAGAAAAACGGCUCCAAACGAGAGGAAAACUUUUCGUUCUUUGUGUGUUUAUGCAAUCAAAUUUGAUGUGAAAACAUAGCCAUAAACUAUCCAAUUUCGAAGACAUUGGCUUUUCUCCGAACACACCUCUUUGUGGGUAGGACAAAGGAAAAAGUUUCAAUUAAUACAAAACGGCAUCAGAAGAGUGUGCGGUUGCAAUGAGCAAAGGAGCAGCAGUUUUCGGGCACACUUUUGGGGCGGCACAAGCUUGAAGGCGUUGGUAGAUCUGAAAAGUAAUACGGAAUACCUACGGAAAAAGGAAUAACCACUGUAAUGGCAUACAAGUAUUCUAACAGCACACCAAUGUGAAGCAAACCGACGUCUUUUUCGUAGUGUCUCAUAACUUAGUAGUGGAAGAAUCAAAAGCAUACCAGGAAGAUAAUUUAUGUCAUGAUCGACUGCAUCAAUCAUCUUUCAUUUAAAAAAAAAAGUAUACAAUAUUAUAAAGUAAUUGCAUAGAAAAGCAAGAAAAAAAGAGGACGGCACCGAUAGAAGAAUGUCAUAUUAAAUUCCCCACGUCGAUUACAUAACAUGCGUGAAGCUUUCCCGAGUCUUCCAUUUAAUAGUAACGCGCCAGAGGAAACAUUAUCACCUUCACCAUCGGCGACCCCGCCAGUUCCGUCAUUUUCGUCAGUUAAUCAAGAAGGACGGAAACACGACGAGCACGAGGUGCCAGAACAGCAAUAUCCAGCAAUAUCACUUCUGUUUCCGACACCGACCGCAGCAACUCUCAAUCCGACACCAUCUCACAAACCGGAGCCAACGAUAAUCAUCACAGAAAAGAUUAUAAUUAAUCGUGAGGGUGAAAUCAUUAAGGAAACAUUGGUGGACAACGAUUCCGAGAAGAAUGCUCUAUUUGAUACUGACGGCCCGCAAAGCCACGUUGGCAAUCUGCCACCAACAGUCGUCUCAACAGCAUCAGCAGCAACAAUUGGCACAGCAACGGCGAGCUCGGCAGCACUAGUGGUGUCAGCUGCAGCGGCGGCAGUGCCCAGCGGGACUGGGGGAAGCGGAACUGCUAGUACGAGUUCUUCAGCUGCAGCAGUGACAUUGUCGGCAACGCCGUCCUUCGGUGAAUUGGAGGAACUACAGAACAUUCUUCAUUUCCCGGAAGAAGUUGCUCUGCGGAUAACUGACGCGGAAUACCAACUGUUCUACCAGGUAUCCUUGCACGAUUUCAUUAAUGAUGCAAUACACGAGCUGCAGAAGGAGUCGGGGACCCAUUCCUCGAUAAACAGUAAUCCAAAUCUUGCUACACCCAAUACAACGAGCGCCAGCGGUAGUACCUAUAGCAUAGCUAACGGCAGCCGAGAGCAGACUACGACAUCAUCGUCGACAACCAACGUUGCCAAUUUGACUGCAAGUUCCAGCGUAUCAACUGCAAUCCGAACUCCGAGUGGGUUUUCAUCAACCCUGAAUGCCAUACGCAAACGCUUCGAUGAGACAAGCGCGUGGACCAACUAUUUUAUCCUAUCACAAGGUACACAAGACGAACGAAAAGCGGCCUUUGCAUGUCUGUUGCGUGUUGCUAUGUCAUGCUGGAACAUCGGAAAUUUCAAUGGUGCUAAAGAGAUAGUGGACGGUCUAAAGUCACUUAAAAAGGAACCUUUUUGGUCGUCCACUACGGAUCGGGGAAGAAAUUCCGUGUACGAGUUUCUUGAAAACGUUUUUGACUCAGCAGAGUACAGCAAUGCUGGUUCGAGAGCACUGGCAAUACCGACGUGUCGUACUAUUCCUUACUUCAAGAACCAUGUCGAGGAAAUCAAGUGCUUGUUGCGAAAGGCAACCAAGCAGCAAAGUCAAUUUCAAGAGCAUACCGAAAAAUACUACCUGGGAGACGGCAACCAAACAUCAGAUCCUGACGAUGAAGAAAUGUUGCAAAAGUUAUCCCAGGUGACGCUGCCUUUAAAAUUCCCUGCGCCGACUCCUACCGCAGAACAUGUAUCCGAUGAGUUAACAGAGCCGCUACUGUCGCCGGAAUCGCUGGACGAACCGGAUAACGACCCUUUGGCGGAAGAAAUCAUCACUAGGGUAGCACCUGCUGCGGACAAGCUGUCUGCCUUCUUCAAGCAUCAUGACCAUCUAUGCCGAGAAUCGCCGCAGAGUUUGCUUGACUUUCUCAGAUCAGCAUCGAAUAGCCCGCGGCAAGUUAAAAUACCGCUUUAUCAGCCAUCAAAUCUCAAAGAACUGGAGGAAGACUACGAAGUCGAGAUUGGGAACUACAAUCCAGUGCAGCCGCUGUGUUUCGACCAUGGUAUCAGUAUAGUUUCGCUUUCCGCAAAGGAUCCAAAUGCCAUCGAUCAUCAUAUACUUCAGAUACUUCACCACGGUUCAACGGCUAUCCUUUGGGAGCCAGACAUACCUGCGGAAAGAUCCACUUACGUGUACUUAAGAUUAGAACGGUCCUGUUCCCACAUUUCUUGGCAACGAACGGCAUGGCGAAGGAUCAAAUCGCAGCAUGACUGCCACUUCAAUCAAAACCCGGAGGAGAGUGUUGCUUGGAGGUUUAACUCGCGGUGUGCCUCAAAUCUAGGUGAUAUGGAGAUUCAGUGUCAAAAUUUGGAGGAGGGAAUCCUGGACCUCGGCACCGUUAAGGAUAUAUCGAUGGGCUCCAGGAAUCACGAGUAUGAUCCGGACAUUUUGGCCGCCGGUAAACGAUUCGGACUAACCCAUGUGGAAUGCUGCGUUUCACUGUUAUACGGAAACUCGGCUAGUGAAAACCGAAUUCUUUGCAUAUUAUGCCCACCGAUGCUGUGUAGAACAUGGUACGUUGGACUCCACUGGAUGUUACGGGGGUUCCGAAGGCAGCAAUGUUUGAUAGAUCGGUCUAUGCUUUGGCUGAAGCAACUGUACAUACAGAUGUACUUCGAGGAGAGCGCUUGCAAUGAACCUACGGUAGCUGACGCAUUGAAAGCCUUCGGAGGCCAACUAUACUUGUCUUCCAUAAGAUGCUUGUCGGGGACGCAUAUCAACGAUACCACUACUGAGCUGGUGUCGGCGAGCAUCUCUGCUUCGAACAAGAAGGAUUCCAACACUAAGAUCCGCAAGAAACGCUCGAUGGCCAACCUACUCAUUCAAAGCAAUGUUAACAGUCACAGUAACCCUACCAUAGAUCAAAAUAUUAGUGAGAUGGAAAAAAUUCGCGCAAAUGAACGUCGAAAAGAUCGGAACGGUUCGCACGAUCAGCUGUGGCAGAACAUGAGAAACCUGCGAAUCGGUUCGGUUACCCACGAUACUCAAUUAGACUUUCUAAGUUUCGUUUCCCUGUAUAGAUCAUUCAGCAUAUUGACGAGACCUGACCUUUGCGAUAUCUUCAAUCAACUGGCUGUGGUAUCGGUUUGUCGCAAGACACUAAACGGCGAGAAAAGCAUGAGUGCACCGGAGCUCUCCGAGGUGGCAGUGAAAAGAAAAAUCGGCCUUCUGACGCGUAACUGUUCGCUCGACUUGGACCUAUCGGACACGAAACACACGAGGAAAAAACACUUUGACGCUAUUGCCGCCUCCAGUAUAGCAGCGAGCAGCGAUUUCCUGUCGUGCAACAACAAAGUGAUAACGAUAGCAACGUUGAAAAAAUUUCUCGAAACUCGCCAGAUGGAACUGCUGAGCGACGAGGAUGUGAAAGCAAUUAUACAACGGCACGAGCCAGAAGCUGCCCACCGCAUCGAAAACUGUAUGAGCUUCGAAGGCUUUGCUCGGUACAUGAUGGACAAGGAUAACUAUGCGUUUCUCAGUGAGCUAAUGCCUGAAAGUACCUACAUGAACUUGCCUCUGUCGCAGUAUUACAUUGCAUCGUCUCAUAAUACGUACUUAACCGGGCAUCAACUGAAAGGUGAAAGUUCUGUAGAACUAUACAGCCAAGUGCUGUUGACAGGUGCUCGAUGCGUUGAACUGGACUGCUGGGAUGGCGAUGACGGAACACCGGUCAUUUACCAUGGACAUACGUUCACCACUAAGAUUCCAUUCCGAGCAGUUGUAGAAGCAAUAAACAAAUCAGCCUUCGUACAGUCUGCAUAUCCGGUCAUUUUAUCGAUAGAAAACCACUGCUCGGUAACGCAGCAGCAGAGAAUGGCCGCUAUUUUUCAAGCCAUUUUUGGAGAGAAACUAGUUACAAAUUUUCUAUUCGAUCAGGACUACACAGACGAACCAUAUCUGCCCUCACCUCUAUCACUGAAACACAAAAUUCUGAUCAAAAACAAAAAACUGAUAGUAGAAGUGCCAGCCACGCUCUCAACUGGUUUGACCCGUCAGAAUACGUACAAACAAUCAAAUCUCUCCAGUAGAGCGAGUUCAAUUAUAUCAAACACUAGCGGUAGCUCCCUCAACGAAGAAUUCAGCGACGAUGAAUACGAGGAUGAUGACGAUUUUGACAAUAUUGAUGAAAAAACAUAUCAUGUAAACUGGGGAUCAAUAGAUGAUAAGUCUAGACAUAGUGUGUCCCACGCGAAUGUUUCUACACCGACACGGCAACGCAUCGAACAGCAACAGCAGCAUCAACAGCUCAUCCAACCACAGCAACAGCAGCACCAUCAAUCCGACGAUCGAUCCCGGAAGCGUAGCAAUCAAAUCGCUCGCGAGCUCUCGGAUUUGGUGAUCUACAUCCAAGCAAUAAAGUACCGAGGACUCAAUCCGUACAGUCCACACAACUCAAUGCGUGCCAAUCCGCGACAACCGCUCAAAACCAGUGGAAGUGUGGUGACGGUGGGAAGCAUCUUGAAGAACAGUUCGGGAGACACACUAAGCCUUCCAUCAUCUGGUCACUUAUCGGAUAAUCUAUCUCUCAGCUACGACACAUCAAGCAUCAGCGGAAGUGAGAGUGUUCUACCGACUCCUGCGCGAACACGAACCAUGCCAAACGCGAACCAUCCCUGUUACCAAUGUUCAUCGCUGAACGAAGCUAGCGCCAAGAAACUCUGCAGGAAAGAUCCUUUGGGACUGAUUGCACACACCGAAACCCAACUGAUGAGGACCUAUCCAGCGGGACUGCGAAUUGACUCGUCUAACUUCAAUCCGGUGUUCUUCUGGUCGUUUGGGUUUCAAAUGGUUGCUCUGAAUUACCAAACGGAGGACAUGCCCAUGCAUAUCAAUAAAGCCAUGUUCGAGGAAAACAACAGUUGUGGGUACGUUCGCAAGCCGGAUGUACUGUGGAACAGGUCACAUCUUAUGUACAGGCGAUUCAAUCCUUUGGAAAAGGAAUUUGAUGGACUGCACGUAACGCAACUAGUGAUCAACGUGGUGUCCGGGCAAUAUUUGAACCAUGUCACGGGUGGGAAUGUGAUUCAUGUGGAAAUAGAACUUCUUGGGAUUCCUAUCGACUGCGGAAGACGGCGAACGAAACCGGUGAAACACAAUCUGUUCAAUCCAGUUUGGAACGAAACCUUCUUCUUCAAAAUAAUGUUCCACGACUUGGCGUUCCUGAAGUUUACCGUGUAUGAGUCGGAAUCGGUAGUUGUGGCGCAACGCGUGAUAUCACUCAAAUGCUUUAGGCCUGGUUACAGACACGUGCGGUUGCGGUCUCCGAUCAAUCAACCCUUGAAUAUGGCAUCAUUAUUCGUUUAUACCCGAGUCGAGGAAGAAGGUUUAGAUAGAUCGUACGGGGAGAUUGACGAACAAUAUCUUCAGCAGCUACGAACUGCAAACAGGAAGGAGCAAUUCGAAGAUAAUGAGCCCAUUUUGGAAAGUAAAGUUCCUUUGUUGAAGCGUAAAACGUUCUUUUGUACUAUUUACGACGCGGUACCUAACAAUCCAUUUACAAUUCUCAAAAUUACUCAAGAAUGCACAACGAAAGACGUUCUCAUGAUGGUGCUGCAGAAAAUGCGAAAACCGAGAACCGAUAUUGCCAACUACAUAUUGAUAGAGGAAGUUUAUACAGGAUGGGAGAAGAAGGACAAACGAUAUCCACCAACGCAGAGGGUGUUGGACAUGGUAGAGAAACCGUUGCAAUCGCAGGCCAGCUGGAGAGGUGACGGAAGGUUCAUACUGAAACGGAUAGGGAACGACCCAAGCAGUCGAGCGUGGGUAACAUCGAUUCGUCGAACGGCAGAUGCCCGACGAGCCUCGAUAGCAACCGCCACGGCAAACGAUGAGACAUCAUCCGGAGUACCGGGCGCUGGACCCACGGUAGAUGACCCGUUAGCUCUAGAAAAUGUGGACAAUUUUCUGGUCUGCGUGUUCAACGUAUCACAUGACAUACCGUACGCAAUUCUUCGAGUACCAAUCAAAUCUACUGCGCAAGAUGUUCUCGCUCAAGCUCUGUUGAAAGCGCGCCGCCUCGAUAACCCCAACAACUUUGUGCUAGUUGAAGAAUUGAACUACAGCAACAAAAGCAAUGAUACAAUGCAGCGAAUUCUGUUAGAUGACGAAAAUGUCUAUACAACGCAAGCGAAUUGGAAAUCGAUCGGACGAUUCGUCAUUCACGAGCGAAGUCAACUCACGCCUUCAACGAUCCGUAAAACGAUACUGCCGAUCGAGAAGAUCAGCAGAGGCUUCAGCAUCAGUCGGGGAUCGUCUUCGUCGUCCACUUCGGUGCACUCAUUGGCCUCAAAGUCUCCGAUCCAGGUGGCGCUCAGCGAUCCAACGACGUCCCGGGUCAAAUGCCGCUCUGCGGAUGCGGCUGCAUUGGGGACGAAGCCGAAGCACUCCCGCAAUUCCGCGUCUGGGGCUUCGGGAGGUGGAGGAUCCGGCGGGCGGCAUAAGUACAACUCGGAGAAGGACACUUCGUUUUCGAGUACCAGCAGUAGCAGCAACGCUACAUCCAAGUCUAGCAACCGUCGGGAGGUGCAUUCCGAGGGGGAGACUCUCAGUGACGACGAGAGCAAGGAUCACGACAUUCUGUCGACAAUGUCACGCUUCAAGCGGAUGUCCAUCAAGAAGUUGAAAUCCUGGAAGUCGUAAUUUCUGGAUGAGAAUGUUUUCAUCCUGACUGAGGGAUUCGUGGUGUUUGAAGAAAUGGCCACUCCAUGAUCAAUUUAAGUCAAUUGAUAUUGGAAAUUUCCAGCUUAUGGUAUUCAAGAGUGCUAAUAAUAUA